Messenger RNA from Lotus japonicus, 2407 nucleotides. RefSeq names its product rust resistance kinase Lr10-like. Bases 194 to 1615 code for a protein of 473 amino acids. Gene Ontology annotation, molecular function: protein kinase activity; ATP binding. Lineage: Eukaryota; Viridiplantae; Streptophyta; Magnoliopsida; Fabales; Fabaceae. The transcript is spliced from 2 exons. The record is from RefSeq and is a predicted model, not a curated record. Gene Ontology annotation, biological process: protein phosphorylation.
AACACAAUAGAGAUAAACUAUUCAAGGAGAUAAGGAUGUUGAAAACUCAGAAGGAAUUCUUCCUUUCUUUGUUAGUCAUUGUCAUCUCUGUUUUUUAGCAUGUGUCAUAUGCUUGUUUUUUUUUUUUUUGGGGUGUCCUGGAAAUUCAAUGUAAUUUUUAGAGUCAGACCAGUGAUGACCUAUAAAAUGUAGAAUGAUCCCUUUUGUUUGGAACUUCAGGUCAUGUAGAAAUGAUUACUUUAUACUUUGGAUUUUGCACAUAAGCUCCACAGCUCUGCCCCUUCCUUCAGUUUGUUCCCCUAUGACAUCAUAUAACCCGCUUGGAGUCAAUUCUACCUUUCCCCCUACCCCCCCUUCCCCUAUAGAACCUACUAUUAAUGGACAUUCAGGCACAGUCGCAAUAAGUAACGUCAUCAUUCUAAGUGUUGUACUCACCGUGGUUUUGCUGCCAGUGCAGAUAUGUGUCAUAGUUUGUGUGUGCCGGAAAAGAAGACAGAGUGAUGGUGGAUCAGUUAGUCCUGACUCACAAUUUCUUACACUCGCUAUGGAUAAAUUUCUCAAUGACAUGGAAAGGGAGAAGCCGAUCAGGUUUACAGGUCUACAGCUGAUGAGCGCAACUGAUAAAUACGCCAACUUGUUGGGUUCAGGAGGUUUUGGAGCAGUUUACAAGGGUGUUUUUAGCAAUGGGAUCACGGUAGCUGUGAAGGUUUUACGUGGGAGUUCAGAAGACAAGAAUGUUGAGGAGCAGUUCAUGGCAGAAGUGGGUACAAUUGGUCGAGUUCAUCAUUUCAACCUUGUUCGGCUAUAUGGAUUUUGCUUUGAAAGAAACUUGAUAGCACUGGUUUAUGAGUACAUGGAAAAUGGCUCUCUUGACAGGUUUCUGUUUCAGGAAAAUACGAUCUUAGGAUAUGAAAAGCUUCAUGAGAUUGCAGUUGGGACAGCAAGAGGAAUUGCUUACUUGCAUGAAGAGUGCCAGCAAAGGAUAAUCCACUAUGACAUAAAGCCAGCAAACAUUCUCUUGGACAAGAACUUCAAUCCUAAAAUUGCUGAUUUUGGUUUGGCCAAGCUUUGCAACAAGGAAAAUACUCACAUAACCAUGACUGGUGGGAGGGGUACUCCUGGUUAUGCUGCACCUGAGCUUUGGGUGCCAUUUUCUGUAACUCACAAGUGUGAUGUUUAUAGUUUUGGCAUGUUGUUAUUUGAAAUCAUAGGUACGAGAAGAAACAUUGAUGUGAACCUUUGUGAAAGGCAGGAGUGGUUUCCAAUGUGGGCUUGGAAAAAAUUUGAUGCUGGACAAGUGGGGGAGUUAAUGAUUGUGUGUGGGAUAGAGGAGAAAAAUAAGGAGAUAGCAGAAAGAAUGGUUAAGGUAGCUCUGUUGUGUGUUCAAUAUAGGCCAGAAGCAAGGCCUAUAAUGAGCGUUGUGGUCAAAAUGUUGGAAGGUUCAGAUGAAAUUCCAAAUCCUUUGAACCCAUUUCUGCCCUUUAUGGAUGGAACUUUGGCUGCUCAUUCAGUCCAAGUGUCACAGACUUAUACAACAACUAUGUCUUCAGAGUCUUUGGUAAGUGACACCAGCAUCCUCUGUGCUACUCCUGUUAUGAAGAAGUAUGAGGUUUAAUUAGCCUCUAGCAGGUGAUGGAAGGUUUCAAUUUGUGUUCAACAAGUUGUAAAAUAUUAUCCCUUUGUACUAGUUUGAUUUUAUAUGCCUGUGAAUGUUGGAAUAUACCACCCAUUUGCUGCUGUUUUGGCUCUAACCACAUUAUGCAGACUAUAAACCUGAAGUUGAUAUCUCUUGGUUCUUAUAAAUUAUAAAAAGCAAGAGUUGUUUUUUUCGUUGAUAUGUUAAUGUUAAUUGUCAGUAAUGUUAGUAAAUUAGUCUCUCCUCAGGGUUCGAACCCUGGACCCUUCACCCUUCAUCCCACCCAACCUUUAUGUCCUCUAGCUCUGACCACUUGAUCUAACCCUCGGGGACAAAAGCAAGUUGGUAACUCACAGGCAUAUUGGGGAUGAGGGACCUUAGUUUUAUACUGUUAGUAUAUAACAAAUUCAAAAUGUGCAGAAUAUCAGGUUGAAGUGAAAAAUCAAGCACAAGUGUUGUAAGUAACAAAUUCAACUACUCCAAAAAUGGGUCCUAAAAAAUAGAGAUAUUCACUACUUUAAACAGCUACCAUGGUCAACAAAAAGCACCUCUUCUACAUGCAACAAAAUAUCAAAAUAUUCUACUAUGAUCUUUUAACAUUAAUAUAGAAAAUUCAGUGAUCUAGUUCAGCUGUACCAACACAUAAAAUGCAAUUGACAAUAGUUACUACCAAAACAAUAGAAGCACAUUCGAAUCCAAUGAAACAAAACAUGAGCAAAAACACACUCCAAAAACACACACAUAUGUGAGAUUCGGAAAUAGUAAGGUUAC